Acanthosepion pharaonis is the source of this 1056-nucleotide messenger RNA. The record is from the annotation of a GenBank genome assembly. Lineage: Eukaryota; Metazoa; Mollusca; Cephalopoda; Sepiida; Sepiidae.
AUGAUCACACCUGAAAGAUCUGACGACACUGCAGGAAUAAUUGUGAUUGGAGAUGAAAUUCUCAAAGGUCAAACAGCCGAUACCAAUUCCCAUUUUUUGUGCAAGCAUUUGUUCACUUUAGGAGUCAAAGUUAAAAAGAUAACUACAGUUGGAGACAAUUUAGAUGAAAUAGCAAAAGAAGUUGCAGAAUUUUCUAAAAAGUUCACUCAUGUCAUUACAUCUGGUGGAGUUGGACCAACACAUGAUGAUAUCACCUUUGAAGCUGUUGCCAAAGCUUUUGAAGAGUCCACUGUACUAAAUCCAGUGAUUGUAGAUAUUUGUAAAAAAUUUUUCAAGACUGAAGACCUGUCUUCCCCAGUAUUCAAAAUGGCUUUGAUUCCUGCAUCUGCGCGUUUGGAAUUUGGGGUCAGUCCAGUGAGUAGGCAGAAGAACUUUUAUCCUCUAGUGUGCAUAAAGAAUGUCUACAUGUUUCCUGGCAUUCCAUUCCUCUUGGAAAAGGCCUUCUUGUGCCAUCAGAAACUUUUCCUGAACCCACAUGCUCAGAUGCAUACUUCUGAAUUGUAUGUGAACUCUGAUGAAGUAUCAAUCACCAACAUCCUAAACAAGGUUGAUGCUAAGUUUACAAAAGUUCAACUUGGUUCUUAUCCUAUCUUUUACAACAGUCCGCAGUCUGUAGUCAUCGACGGGAUACCGCGACACGUGGGAGAUGUACGUCCACGGCUCACUUCAUUGUUACCAACGGAUGAUGGCGGUGGCACAACGUCAGGGAGUAAUGAAUGGCAAGAACCAAGCUCCAGUGCAAGCAGCAGCGACACCUCAUCUGAAAGCGAGAAAGAAGAGCAAAGCGAAUUCGUUGCCUCGUGGUCGAACCAUUCUCUGAGAGUCGGUCGCGCGGCGCCUACUGCCAUUUUUAUGCAGCAGACUUAUUUGCAUAAGAGAACCACGCUACCGAUUAAAAACCGGCGAGUGGACGUGGAGGCCACUGCUUUUCUAGGCUUCGGCGAGACUAGACGGAUUGCAGACAGAAAGCGACUUCUGGACAUACGACAUAGCUGA